Molecule: messenger RNA, 416 nt
Organism: Culex quinquefasciatus (southern house mosquito)
Lineage: Eukaryota; Metazoa; Arthropoda; Insecta; Diptera; Culicidae
Product: speckle-type POZ protein-like
Exons: 2
Coding region: 15-416 (133 amino acids)
Biological process (GO): regulation of proteolysis; proteasome-mediated ubiquitin-dependent protein catabolic process
Cellular component (GO): cytoplasm
Molecular function (GO): ubiquitin protein ligase binding
Source: RefSeq, a predicted model, not a curated record
CCGUUUUUGCUGCCAUGUUUAAGCACACCGAGAUGGCGGAAUCGCAGCAGAAGCGUGUGGUCAUUCAUGAUAUCGAACCGCACGUCUUCGAGGAAGUUCUUCGAUUCAUCUACACGGACACCGUUCAAGGGCUGGACAAGCUGGCUCAUGAGCUGCUGGCAGCGGCCGACAAGUACGCGCUGGACCGUUUGAGGAACAUGUGCGAGGAAUGUUUGGGCAAAAAUCUGUCGGUGGAAACGGUCACGAAAACGCUACACCUAGCGGACCUGUACCACGCCAAGCAGUUGCAUCAGCUGGCGGUUCAGUUCAUUGCCAAGAACAUCAAGUCGAUGCAGACGCACGAUUGGAAGGACCUGCUCACGAACAAUGCGGACGUUGCGGCUGAAAUGUUCUCAGAACUUACUAAACUACGCUAG